UUCAGUGCGAGUGAGUGUAUUGGAGUAAAAUUAUUGACGCACAUGUUUUCGUUUGAGAGGCGCGCAUCUGCAAAGUGUACCGUAUUUCAUACUUGGUGUUUUAUUUUCUAAAUUUAUUCUGCUUGGAAUUUGUUUUGAUUUUUUGAAAGUGGAUAUCUAACUCCAUUAUAAUGAGCAUUGAAGAAGAGCUUCUAGAGCUAGAUAAUUGGAAUCCAAUGGAAGAUGAUUUUAAUUCCAAAACAUUUAAUUCAUAUGAUGAUAGCUACAGCUUGUCACCAGAGUAUGAUGAUUGCUGUUUAUAUGUUCGUCAUAUUCCACCUGAAUUAAGCAGAGAUGCUUUUGCAACUAUUAUGUCUCAGAAUGGCAAAAAAAUUCAAAGAGUAUACUUGAAUUGUCCAAAACAAGGAGCCAAUCAGCUGCCACAUGUAUAUGGGUUUGUGGCAUAUGCAACACAUAGGGAUGCUCAAGAAGUUAUGAACAAUAUGAAUGGAAAACCUCCAUACAAUUUCAAAAUAGGGUAUGCCAAAAGAAAAGAUAGUAAAAAUAACAGUCUUCCCGAAGGUGUUACUGCAUCUCAAGUUUCUCAUUUGGGGGGAGCUGGAAGAGGUAUUGCAAGAUUUAUAAACCAAAAAAAAACACCAAAUGGUGAAUGUGAUAAAGCAAAAAUUGGAUUGAAAAUCUUUGUUGAUGGGGACAGAAGAGUCUCUUUUCUAAAAGAUCCAGACUCAAGUCCAGAGAAAAUGUAUAAAGAGAAUGUUUCAUCUGCAUCUAUUCAAAGUCCAGAUUUCAGAUGUGAGAAAAUGAAUAACAGUGUUCCUGUACUUGCACCUGUGAAAAGACAAGGUUUCAAUACAGAGAAUAAAAGUAGUUCUACUCCUUUACCUGUAUCUCAGAAAAGUCCAAAUUCCAUUACACAGAAAAUGCAGAAUCCUGCUUCUAUAUCUUCAAUUGUGAAGUACCAUCAGGAAAGCAAACAAUCAUCUGAAGGGAAAAGGCAGCAAAAUGAUUUUAAUUCAAAUAAACCCGUUGAUUAUAUUUCUCAUCGACCAGCAUUAAUUCAAAAUCCAUUUCUUUUGUGUUUGUAUUGUAAUAGUGUUGGUAAACUAUCAUGUUCAGUGUGCAAAAAACCAUACUGCUCAGCAACUUGCCAAGAGCAAGAUUGGGAACGGCACAAAUUGAUCUGUCAUUGUUUGCCUGUUCCUAGCAAAGAAAUUGAAAAGGCUACUCAUGUAAAAAGUGUUGAUACAAAUGAUAGCAGCUAUGUAUCUGAUGGCAGCAGUUCAGAAUGUGAAAGAAGUGUUCCUAGCAUAAAAGAAGUAUUUAGAAAUGAAAUUAAGUCUCUUGUUUAUGAAGAGAAAAAUCGAUUUAAUGCUAACCAACAGAGUUCCUUUGAAGGAACAAGUAUGCAGUCAGCUGAGCUAAAAGUUCAAAAGAAAGACUUAUGUGCACCUCAAAUAAAGCCAUAUUCACCUUUGGUAUUGCCAUGUAUCAAGUAUGAAGAAAUAGGAUACAUUAGUCUUGCAAAGAUAGAAAAGGUAUCUGUAUCCUUCAUCUGCAGUCCUUCAAGAUUCUGGAUCCAAACAGAAAAUGCUAUUCAAGAUUUGUCAAGAAUGGAAAAUGAAAUUGAAUCACGCAUUCUUAAACCAUGUCAUGAUGUGCAUGAAAAUUGUGUUUACUGUUGUGUAUAUAAAGGAAAGAUUUAUCGAGCAAAAACAGUAGAAGUUAAAAAGAAUGGUCAAUCAGUAGUUCAUUUUUUUGAUUAUGGUAAUACUGCUACCGUGCCAAAAACUAAUUUGUUUACUUUACCACAAACUAUCAUCCAGUACCCUGCACAGGCAGUGUGCUGCAAGCUCGUUGACGGUAAAAAGAAUGAAAAAACUGAUUGGAGUGAAGAUGAAAUUGCUUCCUUCAAACUGCAUACUGAAGGGAAAUUUCUUAAAGCUCAUAUAUUUAAGCAGUCUAAAGAAAUAUGUGAAAUUUCAUUGCUGAAUGAAGAUGAUAUUACGUUAUAUUCUAUAUUAAUUGGAGAAAAUGAUGCUAUGUCAUGCCUUAAUAUGCUUAACUCUGAGCUUGAAUCAAAAAGCAGUCUAACUGAGAUCCCAUCAGUGUGGUCCCAACUGCAAGAAGGAUCACGAAUUUCUCUUGUUAUAAUGGAUGCAAAAGAUGAAAAUAUUUUAGCUUUAUUAAAAAUAGCAGGUUUUGAUCCUGUCCAAGAAAUAAAUGAGCUUGACAAUCUUAUGAAAAGCAUUAAUACAGAAUCUAUUAACAUGUGUGUUGAAGAAGGAGAUAUGUGUGCUGCAUUUUCACCUAAUUACAAGCAAUAUUAUCGCUGUAUUGUUUUGAAACGAAUGAAAAACAGUUUUCUUGUUCAAUAUAUUGAUUAUGGUAAUGAAGAAGAAGUUACUGAAUUACGUUCUUUACCUCCAGACUUAUUUAAAAAAUGCACCUACAUUGUAUGCCUCAAAAAACCAAAUUCCUUGUCUGAUAGUGAUUUUGUAAUGUAUUUUUCAAAGGAGCAUGAACUUCUUGUGAGAAGUGUGAACAAAGAUGUCAUUGAAAUGUCAUUCUCUUGUGGAGGUGAGCAUCAUUCCAUGCUUUGUUUUCCUUGGUAUCAUAUUGUAGAUUCUGUAAGAGAGUCUGUUAACAUUAGCAAUUCGGAAGAUAAUAGUGCUAGAAGAAAUAUUAAUCCAUCUGAACACCCCCCAAGAAAUAAGUCAGAUGUGCAAGAAAAAGUUGUGAAGUGUUCUGAAAGUCCAUUAAAUAUCUCUUCAAAGGAAAGCCCAAAAGGAGUACAGGUAAAGUCUCCAUUGUCUACUGUUGGUCCCUUAAAAAAUACCUCAAUACCAAAAGAAGUUGAAGAAAACAGAACACUUCAAUGUACUAAGUCUCCUCAUUCUGUAUCAAGAAUCAAAAAUCUUCCAGAAAAAUCAGUAUCUGCUGGUUGUAGAUAUGAAGUAAAAAUUGUAUGGAUCAAUACAGCCUCAGAACUUUUUGUUCAAUUGGUAAGUGAUGAUGAUGCUAUAACUGCCUUAACCAAGGAAUUGAAUGAAUACUGCAGUUCUGUUAAAAUGAGUAAAUAUUUGCCUCAAAAAGGUGAAAUAGUGUGCUGUAAAUUUGCUCAAGAUGGAAACUGGUAUCGUGGCGUAGUGAAAAACAAAAAUGGAGAUAAAUUCCUUGUAUUCUUUGUUGAUUUCGGUAAUGAAGAUUUAAUUCCCGAUUUUGAUAUAUAUCCUUUACCUCAGAAAUUUGCUUGUCCAAAGUUCAGUAUUUGUGUUUCGUUACAUGAAAUAAAAAAUAAGGAUUUAACACGACAAUUACUUACUAAAUUGCUAAAUGAAUGCUGGGAUAUGGAAGUAAUAAAUGCAGAUACUAUUCCUAUUAAUGUUAUGGUUUAUCAAGAAGAUCGUUCAUUAACUGAUUUUAUAUGUAUUAAAACAAGUGGUAAAGAUCGAAGUUCGCUUCAGUUUAGAAAAUUAUAUCCAAAAGUUUCUGAAGUUGUAAUUUGUCAUGCAGAUGAAGAAAAGGUAUAUGUACAGCUUGUAUCAGAUUUAGAAUCUAUUCAAGAACUUAGUGAAAAAUUGAAUUCUAUUUCUAAAUCUUCGAUAUCUAAUAAACCUGGUGUUAACAAGAUAUAUUGUGGGUUGUUCACUGAUGGUUUAUGGUAUCGUGUUUGUGUUGAAGAAGUUUUGGAGUCUGGUAUUUGUAAAGUUAAUUUUAUUGAUUAUGGAAAUUCUGAAGAAGUUUCUUUUAAUGAUUUGAGAGAAUUGCCAGAUGAAUUGUUAGCUUAUCCUGUAUACUGUAUUCCUGUUAUUUUGAAAGAUUUUGCCCAACAUACAUUAAAAAUGGAUGUUCCAUAUUUGGUAGAGAAAAUUGGAGAAAAGGAGAACAUUCCAGAGAUAAAAAUACCCACAUCAAAACCAAUUAAAUUUCCACAUAUUUUCUCUUUUGAGAAACAGUGCUUAAAGGAUGGAGUUAAUGUUGUUGCAUUUUGCCAUAUUGAAAAGGAUGUAUAUUACUGUCAUCUUGUAUCUGAUUUUGAAAGGUUAAAAUUAAUGUCUGAGAAGCUGCAAGAUGUUUCUGAGUGUAAACGUAUUUCUUUUACUCCGUCUGUUGGUAGUGUUGUUUGUGCUAAAAGUGUUGAUGGUGCUUGGUAUCGAGCAUCUAUAUCUCAGGUUAACAUUGGAAAAGACAUUCAUAAAGUAACCUUUAUUGAUUUUGGAAAUACUGAAGUAGUUGAUCAGGAAAACAUGAGGCAUAUAUGUGAUGAAAUGUGUAAGUAUCCUAUAUUUUGUAUACCAUUGAAAAUUAAAGAUCUUAAAGGACUUUCACAUUCUUGGAUUUUAAGUAAUGUGACAUCUGUCAAAGCAGUUGGUAUAUUAGAUAAACUUCAGCUUGUUGAAAUAGUUCCUGUGCCAUCAAAUUUGUCUAAAGUAUCGGUAUUACAAACAGUUCCUGCCUCAUUAAAUUUACCUAAAGUAUCAACACUACAAAAGCAUGUAUUGGCCAGAGAUAAUUCAUCCAAUAUUACAGUCUGCUCUAUGGAGAGUGAUUCCAUGUGUUAUGUUCAGUUAGCUUCAGAUCAAGGUAAAAUUCAGGAAUUGACCAGUAAAUUAGAAAAUGCCAUAGAAUUUGAAGAUAUAUCCCAGAACUUAGAAGUUGGAGAUGUUGUAUGUGCAAAGUGUUCUGAUAGUUUUUGGUACAGAGCUUCAAUUCAGGAAAUUAGUAAACAUGAAAAGACGAGUAAAGUUUUUUUCCUAGAUUAUGGAAAUUCAGAAACAGUGUCUUUAAAUGAAAUCAAAGUUCUUCCAACAGAACUUGCAUCAUAUCCCAUAUUUUCUAUUCCAGUUCAGUUUCGUGAUAUGACUGCUGUGAUAGAAAACCUAACAGCAAACAUAAGUACAUUUCCUGUUGUUGUUGUUGAGGAGUCAGAGCAAAAUAUUCAAAUUGUUGAUGUCUAUUCUAGAGAUAAAUAUCCUCAAAUUUUGUUUUCAUCUUUGAAUAAAGAUCAUUUAUCAUCAGAAGGAACUUGUGAAGUCAUCUUCCAAAACUUUGAUGGGGAAUUUCAUUAUUUUAAGAAGUCUUGCAUGCUUAAGAAACACGAUGAAAUGAAUUUGUUAAUACAGAAUUCAACAAAAGAAAAUGUUCAUCUUGUUCCUUCUAUUGAUGAAGUACUGUUAGUAAAAUGUAAAGAUAAUACAUGGCAGCGUGGCUGUGUCAUUGAUGUCAACUCAGUUAUUGGUGUUUUUAAAGUUUACUUGAUUGAUUUAGGUUUUACUGAAGAUAUUAUGCUUUCUGAUAUGUGUUACUUACCAAAAGAAUGCACUGUUUAUCCAGCAUUUUCAAUUAAAAUUGUGUUAGAAAACACAGAUUCUUUAAAAAAUCCUCUUUGUUUUGGGAAACAGUAUAUCUUAGAACUUUCUUGUAAAACAAAAGGACCAGUUCCUGUUGUCACAGUUUUUCAACCAUAUAUGUUAACCUCUCUGAAGCGAAGAAAACUUCCUAUUCAUGUACCUCAAAAAGUUACAUUUAGUCAUAUAGAUAAAGAUUUAGCGUUUUUGCAAGAUUCUUCUGAUUGUGAAUUAAUACUUGAAGUACAAAAGGAAUUACAGAAAUCCUCAGCCAGAAAAACUGUCACACAUAAACUUAUCAUUGGUGAAAUUGUUUGUGCGAAAUCUGGUAUCACCAAUGAAUGGUAUCGUGGCUGUGUCGAAGAAAUUAUUUCUGAAGACACCUAUAAAAUCUUUUUUGUAGAUUUUGGCAAAAGAGAAGUAGUAUUAAAAGAAAAUUUGGAGUGCUUUUUGGAUAUUUAUGCUGCUUACCCUACACUAUGUAUUCCUGUAAAUGUUUUGGAUAAGAUGUCCAUCAGUAAGCCUCUAGAACUGAAGAAAAUAUAUUCAGUAUUAGCUGAAAAUGAACCAAAUUGUGAUGUGCAAGAUAUCCAUUUAAUUACUUCAUCAGAAGAGAAAACAGAAAAAAUUGAAAAGGAACCUCUAACCAGUGCUCCUAAUUUGGCAUGUAUAAAAAAUGCUGAGUGCAGUGUACAGAAUGAUGAAAAGUUCUUAUUUAGUGAAUGCAGAUUUGCCGAGUUUUCUAUUGGAGAGCAGGAAGUGGCCAUAUAUACUAUUGGAGAUUGUAAUGCCAUAUUUUGUAGUCCAUAUAAUAUCCAAAAUUUGACAGCAAGUUCUGAAUUAAUAACUGCCAUAACAGACUUUUGCCAUAAUUUAUCAUGUUCCUCUUAUAAUGGCAAUCAUCUACCAAAAGAUGAUGAAAUGGUAAUAGCAAACUUUCAAGAAGAUAAUCUGUGGUACAGAGCUGUUGUAAUUGAUAGUACAUCUCAUCCUUAUUAUGAAGUGUUUUUUGUGGACUAUGGAAAUUCUGAGUUGCUUCAUUUAGACAGAUUAAGAAAAAUGGAAAAACAGUUUAUGUCUUUGGAAGUGCAAGCUCAUCUGUGUUCUUUAAAAGGCUUUAUUGUUCCUGACGAGAAUAGAUCAAAAGUUAUAGAAGAGCUAAAAGCAUUCCUUAUAUUUUCUCUACAAGAGCCUUUAAAUGCAUCUGUAAAGUUUAAUGAAGGAAUGUAUGAAAUCCAUAUACCAAGGAUUACAAGCCAUUUGAUACAAAAAAAAUUGGUCAUACCUAUGCAGUGACAGCACCCUAUUUUUUUGUUAGUCUUGUAAUAUAUUUAAAUCUGUUAAGGAAAAUGUACAGAUUAUACACCACUUUAUUUCUCUAAAGUACUUGAUUAUGGAAAAGGAGAUGCAUGUAUAAUAAAAUGCUUUUGUAUUAUGCAUAUCAAUAACUGACGUCUUAGCUUUUAUACUUAAAUGUUUGUAGUAUUUUUAAGCCUGUGUAUAAAAAUAUCCUUUUUGAUGAAUUUUAAUUUUUUUAAAAGUCUGCUUGGAUUUAAUAGUAAAAAAUUUCAGUUAAAAUGUUUUCCAUCUUUUAAGUUUUGUAUUUUUAGUAUGAUUCACAUAAUAUUUAUGGUAAUCUGAAGAUUAUUAAAAAAAUAGAAGUUACUUCCAGAUUGAAGAGGCAUUGUGAAUAUAAAUUUUACAUGACUCUAUAAAAGGAAGAAACUCCAGUCUUUCAACAUAAGUAAACAUUUUGAUAUUAAAAAUUUUAGUUUGUCAGGUAUUGUCAAGAAUAAUAAAAAUGGAGGAGGUACAUGUCUCA
Molecule: messenger RNA, 7170 nt
Organism: Stegodyphus dumicola
Lineage: Eukaryota; Metazoa; Arthropoda; Arachnida; Araneae; Eresidae
Molecular function (GO): RNA binding
Source: RefSeq, a predicted model, not a curated record